AUGGCGGAGCAACAAAAGCAGAAAGACAUCUGGUCAGCCGAACUUUACGGCGAAAAGGUGGCUCCAUUUGUUGCAACUUCAACUACGAAGGUACUCGCUUGGUUGGACCCGAAGCCAACAGAUGAAAUACUUGAUAUAGGCUCUGGGGAGGGCCCUUUGACAGCCUGCAUAGCUCCCCAUGUCAAACGAAUCGUGGGAAUCGACGGUUCACCUAACAUGAUUGAGCACUUCAAAAAAGCCUACCCACAUAUCGAAUCGAGGGUAGUCGAUUGCAGACGGCUAGAUCAAGAGCCCAGUCUUACAAACGGGAGUUUCAACAAGGUAUUUUCGAACGCUGCCUUGCAUUGGAUUCUGAGAGACCCCGAAACCAGGUCAAAUACUAUGAAGGGCUGCUUCGAGGCGCUCAAACCAGGCGGUCUUCUCGUCAAUGAGUCUGGUGCGUUGGGAAAUGUGGCCGAGGUUCAUUCUGCUAUUAUCAGUGGACUGGUCACUCAAGGUAUUCCUGUCACGCAGGCGCGAAACGCAUCGCCUUGGUGGUUCCCAUCGCUGCAGGCCAUGAAGGACCUUGUUGAAGGAGCGGGGUUUACUUGGGUCAAGGGCGAGGUCCAACUCAGACAGACAACACUGACCGAGAAUAAGAAUGGUGGCGUGGAAGGCUGGAUUCGUCUGUUUGGUGAGCCCUUUCUUGAACUCCUCCCGACCGCCCAAGCACGCGACGCAGCCGUCAAACAUGCUGUUGACGUUCUCGAGGCUGUUGGAAGACAGCAGCACGAUGGUUCUUUUACAGUAAACUACAUUCGCCUUCGCUUUAUUGCUAAGAAACCUGAGUGA
Messenger RNA from Penicillium waksmanii, 831 nucleotides. Its product is annotated as class I SAM-dependent methyltransferase. The transcript has 3 exons. The record is from RefSeq and is a predicted model, not a curated record. Lineage: Eukaryota; Fungi; Ascomycota; Eurotiomycetes; Eurotiales; Aspergillaceae. Gene Ontology annotation, molecular function: S-adenosylmethionine-dependent methyltransferase activity. The coding region runs from base 1 to 831 and encodes 276 amino acids.